This is a messenger RNA of Misgurnus anguillicaudatus (oriental weatherfish), 2176 nucleotides long. Its product is annotated as inactive all-trans-retinol 13,14-reductase. NCBI's taxonomy places the organism in Eukaryota, Metazoa, Chordata, Actinopteri, Cypriniformes, Cobitidae. The record is from RefSeq and is a predicted model, not a curated record. Gene Ontology annotation, molecular function: oxidoreductase activity.
AACUUUCACUCGGAAUAGCACAAACUAUAAUGCACCCUCUCUUUUCACAAACUAUAUACUUUCCCACAGAAAACUGUAUUUAGAGUUGAUUGCAUGCGUGCAUGUUUGGGAAUUUUUAUUUUUUUUCUUCAUUUGACUGCUUAGCACCAAAUCAACUUUUAGGAUGUGGUUGCUGAUAAUAUUGGUGAGCUUCCUGAUUAUGGCUGCAAGAUCAUACUGGUAUCUGUUCGGAAGACCAAGUCCAUUUACAUUGGAGUCAGUGAGACCACCGGGACCUUAUGAGAAAGACCAGAAGGAAAGAGACAAAGUGUUGAAACAAGGAUUCACCAGGGAGAAAAUUCCCAAAAAUCUGGAUGCCAUUGUUAUAGGAAGUGGCAUUGGAGGAAUGACGGCCGCAGCCACAAUGGCAAAAGUAGGGAAGAGAGUCCUGGUGUUGGAGCAACAUGAUGUGGCAGGAGGCUGUUGCCACACUUUCACCAAACAGGGUUUUGAGUUCGAUGUUGGACUUCACUACAUUGGACAGCUACACGAGAACAGUCUGUUUAAGGUUGCUAUGGACCAAAUCACUGAGGGUCAGCUGGAGUUUGUGGAGAUAGAUCAGCGUUUUGACCAUCUUGUGAUUGGUGCUGGAGAGGAACGGAGAGAUUACAGCAUUUACACAGGCAAGACUGAGAUGGAGCAACACCUGAAGAAGCAGUUCCCUGAGGAUGUCAAAGCUGUGGAGAAGUUUUUUAAGCUAAUGAAGAUUGCAGCCAGCAGGACUCCAUUAUUAGCUAUCCUGAAGCUGAUCCCAAGGUGGUUAGCCCUGUUUCUGCUCAAGACUGGCAUGGCUGACUUUUGUUCAUCUGUGUUUCGUCUCUCAGGCACCAGUGCCACAGAGAUGAACUACAGACUGACAAGCAACAAGGAUUUGCACUUGAUCUUCUCUUAUUUCUUCUAUGGUGUUCCUCCCAAAGAUUCUAGCUGUAUGAUUAAUGCUCUGCUGCUCCAUCACUACAAGCGUGGUGCAUACUACCCCAAAGGGGGCGCCAGUGAGAUUCCAUUUCACAUCACAAAAGUCAUACAGAAAUAUGGAGGAAAUGUGCUUGUCCGUGCCCCUGUCAGUCGUAUUCUGGUUGAUGAGAAGGGAUCUGCAUAUGGGGUAGCAGUCAGGAAAGGUGGUGAUGAGGUGGAGGUUUGGGCUCCUGUUGUUAUCUCCAACUGUGGAAUCUACACCACCUUCCAGAAGCUCUUACCUCCAGAGAUACAAGCCAAGCCAGAGAUUCAGAAUCGUUUGGAUAUAAAGCCAGGGAAAGCAUCAUUUCUUCUAUUCUCAGGAUUCGAUGCAACCCAAGAAGAACUAGGCAUCACAUCCACGAAUUUGUGGCUUUUCAAAUCCAAUGACAUGGAUGCAAUGAUGGAUGAGUUCUUCAGUAUGGGUAAAGAGGAGGCACCAGAAAAUAUACCCAUGAUGUUGAUCACCUUUCCCUCUGCCAAAGACCCCACAUCACAAAUCCGACAUCCAGGCAAAUCAUGUAUGACCAUCCUGACCAUGGUGAAUUAUGAAUGGUUUGAGGAGUGGAAGGAUACAAAAGUGAGGAAAAGAGGGGAUGACUAUUACACCUAUAAAAUGAGAUAUGCCAACUACCUCUUUGACUGGGCCUGUAAACACUUCCCAAAACUCAGAGAAAAGCUUGUUUUUCAGGAGGCAGCAUCUCCUUUGACAACUGUGCACUAUCUCGGCUCUAUGCGAGGAGCCAUUUAUUCAGCUGAUCACAACUUGGAACGCUUUAACGCAGAGACCAUUGCUAAGAAUCGCUGUGAUAGCUCUGUAAAAAACCUUUACAUUUCAGGUCAGGAUGUGUUUAGCUGUGGUAUUGCUGGUGCAAUGCACGGUGGACUACUUUGUGCCUCUUCAGUGCUAAAUCGAAUAGUAUAUAUUGACCUCUUUCUGGUCAAGAAAAAACUGAAGAGGAAGAAGGCUAUGGAGAUGGCCAGACUGAGCAAACCAAAGCUGCACUGAUGCAACUGUGCCGACUCUGCAAGAUGAAUGGACAGCUACUCAUUGAAUUUCAAUACAUUAUUGCAAUGUUAACCAGAUAAUAAUAUUCUACAAACUCAGAACAAAAUGUCAAAAUAUGUACCCCAGCUGUUACUGGGGUGAUACCCUUUAAAAAAAGAGUUGUACUUAAAGAUC